Molecule: messenger RNA, 692 nt
Organism: Mya arenaria
Lineage: Eukaryota; Metazoa; Mollusca; Bivalvia; Myida; Myidae
Product: 39S ribosomal protein L17, mitochondrial-like
Exons: 4
Coding region: 78-608 (176 amino acids)
Biological process (GO): translation
Cellular component (GO): mitochondrial large ribosomal subunit; ribosome
Molecular function (GO): structural constituent of ribosome
Source: RefSeq, a predicted model, not a curated record
GAAGACGAUUUGACUAAAUCAUAAACAGAGCCCCAUGUUUUACUUUUUGAUGUGUUUUACCAAUACUUUUUGUCAGUAUGCUUAGAAUUCAAGUGAAAAGAAGACCCAGGAAACUUAAAGGUGUCUUGAUUGGAUCAGGCAGCGGCCCGACAGAAAGAAUCAAAUAUCUCCAAUAUAAAGUCAACAGAUUAAUUCGCGAUGAAAGAAUCGAAGGUCGAGAAGACCGGAUCCAUGAGAUCAGGGGUUAUGCGGAGCAGUUACUCAAUCUUGCCAUUCAGAAUGGAGACAGUCACAAACCUACAAUGAUAAUGGCAACAAAUUGGCUUAAGGAAAAGGAGUUGGUGUAUAAGUUGUUUCAAGUGUUGGCACCCCGCUAUGAAAACUACACAACUGCUUUCACAACAGUACACAGGCUUCCUGCGAAUUACCCAUCAACAGGCCUAUACCAGGCUGUACUGGAGUUGAAAGGUAACCCAUAUCCUCCGAUUAUUCCACAUCAAAGAGACAAAUCUGGACUUCUAAGUAACAUUUUGCUAGCAGCUGCCAAAAAAGACUUUUUUAGAGACCAUAAUGAUGAAAUACAAAUGUGUUUUCCAAAAGAAACUUAACGGACAAAGCAGAAGUUUGUAGAGCUGGUGGCUAUGUAGAAAGGGAUUGUGAAAGUGAGAUAUUAAAUUGAUGCGAAACUUCAA